Triticum urartu is the source of this 673-nucleotide messenger RNA. NCBI's taxonomy places the organism in Eukaryota, Viridiplantae, Streptophyta, Magnoliopsida, Poales, Poaceae. The record is from RefSeq and is a predicted model, not a curated record.
CAGUCGGGGUUUCCGUGCGUGCGUCGCGCGGUUGUUUGACGCAGAAUGCGUCCAAUAGGAGCUCUCCGCUACAGGGGCAGGUCGCCCCAGACAACCUCGCCGGCGCCGAUGCCGGGAGGGGAUAAGGACGCUACGCCCCGACCCCUUGAUCCCAUCCCCUCCCCACUUGCUUCCUUGCCUCCCAGAUCCACCCCGCUCUCCCUCUGGCCUCUCUCCCCAACGUCGCCCGACGCUGUCGUCGCCGUUCUUCUCGCACCGCCACGGCGACCGUCGACCCCGAGCUUCACCAACGCAUCCAGGAGCUCCGCUCCGCCGUUCUCCGCUCCUUCGUCUCCGACCAUCAGCAGGAGCUGGGAGGCCCCGCUGAGGGCGUUCUUCUCCGCCCCCUUCCACCUCUGUCGCCGACGAUCCUCGUCGUCUCCGGCGAACCCUGCAGCUACUAAUCCGUCGAGGGCUUUUCUUAGCCGCUCGAUGACGGAUCCCAGGAGCCAGACGACACCACUGAUAAUUACCACUAGCCCCGAGGGUACCUACUACUACAAGACGACCGCUGACGACUUGGAGUAGUUAUGAGGCUCCCAAGCAGGAGGCCUUGCCUUUUCGAUCGUUGUUACUUUUGUGCUGGCCUUCUUAAGGCAAACUUGUUUAACUCAUGUCUGUACUCAGAUAAUGU